UCUUUAUCAUUGACAGUUUUGAGAUGGCAGCAUUUGUAGGGAAGCGUAAGUUCCCAUCAGUCACCUGUCAUAACAAGAAAGAUGGGAGAAAAGAAGCGUGUGAUAUUGCUAUGAGACAAUUGGUAGCAGAGGGACAGUUCCAGGCAGAAAAUGCAGCAUCUAAUACAGGCUCUAUCCCUCCAGUGCCUGCUGCCAAUAUGACACAUUUUGACACGGUUGCUGCGCUCACUCACCGUGGGUUCACUGCCCUUGUAUCACAGAUUACCGCUGAAUCUUUUGCUGGUCGUAAAGUUAUAGCUGGACUAGUUAUGAAAAGAUCAGCAGACGAUGUUGGUGUCUUGGUCAGUCUAGGAACAGGUAACAGGUGUAUCACAGGUCAACAAUUGAGUCUCCAAGGUAACACAGUGAAUGACUCGCAUGCUGAGAUCAUAACUAGGCGUGGAUUUUUGAGGUAAUUUAAC
Molecule: messenger RNA, 461 nt
Organism: Ruditapes philippinarum (Manila clam)
Lineage: Eukaryota; Metazoa; Mollusca; Bivalvia; Venerida; Veneridae
Product: double-stranded RNA-specific adenosine deaminase-like
Exons: 3
Coding region: 24-455 (143 amino acids)
Biological process (GO): RNA processing; adenosine to inosine editing
Cellular component (GO): cytoplasm; nucleolus
Molecular function (GO): double-stranded RNA adenosine deaminase activity; double-stranded RNA binding; tRNA-specific adenosine deaminase activity
Source: RefSeq, a predicted model, not a curated record